This is a messenger RNA of Daphnia carinata, 1449 nucleotides long. Its product is annotated as dnaJ homolog subfamily C member 3-like. The coding region runs from base 1 to 1449 and encodes 482 amino acids. The transcript has a single exon. Lineage: Eukaryota; Metazoa; Arthropoda; Branchiopoda; Diplostraca; Daphniidae. The record is from RefSeq and is a predicted model, not a curated record.
AUGCCUUUUUUCACUGUGUUACCGUGUCUCAUUUACCAGUGGCAAUCCAUUUUUUCAGCAACUUCUGAAAAAGCUGUCGCCGAAUCUGCCCCUGUGGCGAUUACUAAUGCAGCGAGUGGCUCGCAAGAUCAAUCUGAAGACCCGAUUGAUCUACCUGCUGAGAACCAUGCAUUGAACUGUGUCGUCGAACCAGUGCCAAAGUCGGAAGAUGAUUGCGGAAUUCAAAAGAAGUGCAACGAAAGAGCGUUGAAGGUUCAGCUUGCUGACCUGAUGGAAGAGAAGGAUGUGGCUCUUUCGGCUAACAAACAGCUGUUAGAAAUCAUCUACAGGAUGAAAUUGGAAGCCACGGAAGCCAGCGCUGCGCGUGACGAACUCACCAGGCAAAACAUCGAGUUGCAAGACGAGUUAGUGAAGAAGGACUGUGAUCUGCAGCGGGCUGAGCAAGAAAUGAAAGACAUCGUCUUUUCUAAGCAUCAAGGUCUAAACAAGGUUGGUCUAAUGCAGAAGGAAAUCCGGAACCUCAAGAUUCGUCGAAUGAGUUAUGAAGAACGUAUGUCUCGCCUGGAACAGGAAUUGGCUGAUAAGGAGAAUCAACGAAAAGUAGAGCAAGCUCACCAACGAGCUAAGAUGGAGCAUACGAUGGCGCUACAUGCCAAACAGCUGAACGACAUUGAGUCGGAGAACAAGGUUCUUGUACAAAGGAUGGUAAAGGAACACCAGCUCGACGUGGACGAACAACGUGUCCAUUACGAAUCCGCAAUGGAAGGGUUGCGCAACCAACUUGAGAAGGAACAUGAAGCGCGUCUGCAUUCGGCAUUACAGGAGGCGAAAGUCCAAUACGCGGCUAAGUAUUCCGAGGUUUCUUAUAAGUUUCAAAUGCAAGUGCGAGGCUUUCGCAACAACGCCGAUUCAGCGCGCAUGAAGGCUGAACAACUAGCCACAAAUCUGGAAGAGUGUAAGAAGAAAUUUUCAGAGAUGGAGACAGCAAACCGCCUUCUGAAAGAGGCGCUGAACGAACAAAAAGCGACCUCAGAUGCUCAUUUCGAUGAACUUCUCGCCAGCCACGAAACCAUUGGCCGAAUGCGCGUCUUUCACGCAAAAUUACUCGAAAACCGUGAUAGGCAUAUCGAGCAAUUGCAACGAAGAAUCGAAGAAUUGGAGAAACGCGCUGACAAGGACGUAGAAGUAGUCGGACCGGAUUACUACAAACUCUUGGGAGUCGGGCGUAACGCAGGAAAGAGCGAGGUUAAGUCGGCAUAUUAUGCAAAAUCACGAAUCCAUCAUCCCGAUAAGCAUCGAGGCUCGCCCGACCAGAAAAAGCAUGAAGCUAUUUUCAAAACUAUUAAAUAUGGCUACGAAGUCAUAUCUAAUAGCCAUUCGCGGCGCAAAUAUGAUAAAUGGCUCGACAUGACAUCGGUUCGACUGGCCCAUCAAGCGCAGUAUUGUUAA